Melanotaenia boesemani (Boeseman's rainbowfish) is the source of this 4628-nucleotide messenger RNA. Its product is annotated as alpha-1,6-mannosylglycoprotein 6-beta-N-acetylglucosaminyltransferase B-like. The coding region runs from base 166 to 2388 and encodes 740 amino acids. Gene Ontology annotation, molecular function: alpha-1,6-mannosylglycoprotein 6-beta-N-acetylglucosaminyltransferase activity. Gene Ontology annotation, biological process: protein N-linked glycosylation. Gene Ontology annotation, cellular component: Golgi apparatus. NCBI's taxonomy places the organism in Eukaryota, Metazoa, Chordata, Actinopteri, Atheriniformes, Melanotaeniidae. The transcript is spliced from 18 exons. The record is from RefSeq and is a predicted model, not a curated record.
GGAGGCAAGAUACAUCCCAGCCCCAACUUUGUUUGUUUGUUUGUUUCUUUUCUUUUCUUUCUUUUUUCCCCCACAUUUGUGUGUUUUGCAAACAAGCCUGAUGGUUCUCGGUGGCUUGUGGCGAAGACCCAAAGAGUGAGAUCUUGAACACUGAAAAGAGGCACCAUGCGUGUUGCAUUGCGACCUCGCAGUGGUUGCCUGGUGCUAUGUCUGUGCCUGUCUCUGAUCACCCUGCUGCUACAGAGCCUCUGGGUGCCACUUGAGAUGAGUGGGGAUGAAGCUGCAGGAAAAUCACCUGAGGAACAGGGCCAACACAGUGUUGGCUUUCACAGGCUGGCACUUCGAUUGGAGGCUUUGAGUACUCAGGUGCAAAGGCUGAGCAGAGAGAAGGAUGACAUCCAGCUAAACCGAAAUGAUUUCAGUUUGCUUCUCCAGAGUUUUAGAAAAGACCAGCAAGGCUUAGCCCGCUUUGUAGAGAGGGAGCUGCAGAGAGUGUCCCAGAGACUCGAUCAGCUCAAUCGUCAUUACCACCACCAUCAUGAAGCUCAUACACAAACGCUACAAGGUGAAAUUAGCCCACACACAGGGCCCAAUGAGAAGUGUGAAGUGCCAAUGGAUCCUGCAUAUCCGGUGUGUGCGGAGAAAGUGGAGUUCCUGCAAGCACGUUGGGAAUCAGACCCCUGUUAUGCUUUUUAUGGAGUCAAUGGUACCAUUUGCUCUAUUUUGACUUAUCUCAGCCAAACAGAAAACUUUUGUCCCCCUCAUCCUGGGAGGAACAAUUCUGCACUGUCAUGGCAUCAGAAACGUCAUCCCUUCACAACAAAGACUGACGUACGUGAAACCCUGAGCCCACUGUACGAGGUGAUCGGCAACAGCAGCAGUCCUGCAAUUAAGUUCAUCCGGUCCAGAGUAGAAAGAAUGUCUGCACGUUGGAUAGAGGCUGGUCUAAGGAUGAAGCAGAGCAGCAGCAACACAGUUUCAAAGCAGAUGAAGGUAUUGCUUUAUCCUGGAGCCCUGGCUGGGAGUGUUGGCCAGCAUUUUGAAGCCAUGGUGGAGAAAGGAGGUCCCCUUGGAGAACUGGUCCAGUGGGCUGACCUCAGUGCCUGCCUGACAAUUCUGGGACACAACCUGACCUUCAGCACCUCUCAGCACCAGCUGCACAGACUGAUAGGUGCAGCGCCAGGCCGAGGCAGCUGUCCCAUCCAAAGGCCUCUCACCUUUGACCUCAUAUAUACUGACUACCAUGGGCUUGCUCACCUCCAAGGAGCCAUGGGACUGGCUUUCCAGCAUUACCAGUGCCGCUUCAGGAUCUUGGACUCAUUUGGUACAGAACCAGCUUUUAACUUGGCAACUUAUGCACAUAGCCAUGGAUACAAAACACUGUGGGGCAGCUGGGGUCUCCAACCUCUCCAGUACAUGACCAUGUUCCCUCACACUCCUGAUAAUUCAUUCCUGGGCUUUGUGAGUGAAGAGGCAGUGAGGAAGGACAAGCUUGAGCCAGAGAUCUACAAGAAAGACAGCAUAGCGGUGGUCUAUGGCAAACAGGAGUACAUAUGGCAGGGUAAAUCUGAUUAUGUGAGGGUGAUCAGUGAGGAGCUGGAGACUCAUGCCACGGUCUACCAGCCUCCAGGACACAUCUUCAGUCUACCCAGUUUUGUAAGAAACCAUGGACUGCUGACUCAGGAACUCUUCCUACACCUCCUACGCAGAGCCAAGAUCUUUGUGGGUCUUGGGUUCCCUUAUGAGGGUCCAGCUCCCAUUGAAGCAAUCGCUCUGGGGUGUGCCUUCCUUCAGCCACGAUUUGACCCUCCACAUUCAUCAGACAACAAUGACUUUUACAGGGGGAAGCCCACCACAAGAAAGAUCUCCUCCCAGCACCCUUAUGCUGAGCAUUUCAUCAGUGAACCCCAUGUGUGGACUGUGGAUAUGGCCAAUGAGACUGAUAUUCGGGAAGCAAUCAAGGAUAUUCUAAGCACUGAGGUGAAGCCCUUCAUUCCUCAUGAGUUCACUUGUGCAGGAAUGUUAGAGCGGGUUCGAGGUUACAUCACUCACCAGAACUUCUGCAGUAAUUCUGUCCCCACUUGGCCCCCAGAAGGUGCUCUGAGGUUGCACCUGGGUCCACUGGGUCAGUCCUGUGUAAAUGUGUGUCAGCGUUCCUCCCUCUUAUGUGAGCCUGCUCUCUUUCAUCACCUCAACACUCCUGCCACAUUUACCAGGCUUGGACUUAGCUGCUCCAGCAUGGUGCAUGAAGUCAACCAUUUGUUUCCGUCUUACAGCCCUUGGGGCCGUCACUGUGGCCUUCAGCAGGAGGCUCUUCUGUUCAGUUGUGCUGGCUCUGACCCUGCACAUCGCAGACUGUGUCCCUGCAGAGCUCACCUACCUGAAUAGAUGGCACUGUGCCCUGACUGUCACUAGUUAGUGAUAGAACGCAGAAAAAGAUGCACCAAAAAGCUAUUUGUGAUUCACUCUGCACAGGUUAAGAUUUUCAACCAAAGGGAGCCAGCAGUCCUGCUUAAACUUGUGAGUCUUGUGUGUGGAUGUGAUAAUGUUUGGAGCGUUUUAUUUAUAUUUACAAACUGAAAUGUAUUGAGAUAUAACAGAAUAGUUAUUUAGAUCCUAGCUUUGUCCAAUGCAUUUGGUUACUCAGGAUUAUUCAGCUUGAAAAGCUGAAUAAUGAUAAAUUCAAGGUUAAUAUCACAUGGUGCCAAAUAAAACACAAGUUUUUACUGUAGCUUUUCUUGGAUCCUUUUAGCAACCAGUCUACACAUAAAUGCAAGAUUCACUUUAGGGAAAAUGUGUUUAGAAAUGUUUAAAUGAAGACAGCAGUAGUUCAAGAUGCUCAUUUAACAUAUUCUCAACUUCUCAUCUUCUAAUACACAGUAACAUUACAGAGAUGUAUUAAAUAACAAUUAUAAAGAUAAUUAUGUACUUGUUAGUGUUGCAUAGGCUUACAAUAACUUCUCAGAGCUUCACUGGCAGCUAAGAUUAGGUUGGCCUCAGAGGAGAGAGGGUGACAGCCUAAGUGAUGAGGCUCAUUAUGUCAGUGAAUCAUGGAUAACCUCUGGAUGUUUUUUGGAGGUCACAGCCAUAACUAUGAUUAUACUGUCAUAUGAACCAUUGGUUCCCAAAUAUCUUUGACUUAGGAAACCCCCUUUGGUCGGUUUAAACCCAUGUACAGUAAAACAGUAACAGUAUUAUAGUAACUGUAACACUAAGACUUAAUUGUUUGUCAUUCCAACAUGGAUUAAAAUCAGGAAAAAGUCACAGAAGACACUACAAAUGGUGCUUUUUUUGAGUUAUAUGACUGGAAAUUACAAAUUAAAAUGAUACCUUAAUCAUAACUUGAAGGUUUAUUACCCCCUCCAUCAAAAAGGGUGCAGGCUUUUCUCAUCAUUCCCUCCUGCUCAGCAACAUGUGAAAGAAACAAAUGAUAACAACUAAAGGCCAAACUACAGCCCACAGUCAGUGGUGUCAGUGAUGGGGUGCUGCACUUACAUGAUACAGCUGUUAACAAAGAUGGAUCCAAGAAAGGCUGCAAGCUGCCGUUGAAGUUUAUGUGAAAAUUUUCUUGGAAACGACACACCGAUGAACGUCAGCUGGCAGAAAAAGAGACGUUUUCUGCCUCGAUAUACUCCAUGUAAGAGGAACAUGUUGCCACUCAGGGAUCAGAUUGCUCAGGGCUGCAACAGCAAGAAUGGUUGACGGUGGUGUUGAAUAAUAGAUGGCUGCGAAAUGGUCCGUGAAAACAAUAUUUGUGAUGGCUUUGGUAGAUUCAGGUAAAAAAUUGUUUGGCAUUGUCAAGUGUGAGUUCUGUCUAAUUAGUAGAACAGUCCAAAGAUGAUAUAAUUAAACUUGGAAGAAAGGGCAAUAAAAGCUGCUUUUGACCCAGAGGGACACCACUGAAACAGAUUUUUGGAAAAUGAUGUGUCAUUUCUGGAUGAGUCAUAUUAAUUCAUAUCAGUUACACGUGUUAUACCAUAUAAAAGCUGUCACUCACCUCCCAGGGGGCUGAUAGCAGAGGGUUCAAACUCAGGGUUCAAAAACAGGCCCAAGUAUAAAUGGAGCAAAUGUGCAAAUGUAGACAAAGGUGUUAGUGUUCCACACGACUGCCUACUGACCUCAUGCUGAAUAAGUACAGAACUGACAAGGUCUAUUUGUUGUCAGAAACAGAUUUGAUGGUUAUAGACAGUGUGAUAUGCCUUGAAACAACAGUGAUUUGGAUCAUGGCAGUAAUUCAAGUCAUUUGACAUGUGCAAUUAUUUCAGGCAGUUGGUUUUAUAACUCAAAUUCAACCUCAGGACUAUUAUUCCUAAGUUGAUUAUUUGCUCAUUCUAUUUUAGCUCACCACAAACCAUUUUUAAUGAUGCCUUGACUGUGUUUAUUACAUUUACAACAGUCAGGGUCAUAAACCAGAACACUCUGAAAUGGAUAAGACACAAUAUCAAAACCAGUCAAUAUCCACUCAAAAUCAUGUUAUUUUUAGGUAAAAUGUAUUUUGCAUGUUGCUGCUCACUUCAGAUUAUCUAACAAAAGCAGCCUUGCCACAAACUACUGUGUGUUCUGAAGGAAAAAAGCCAUUUAAUGUAUUUAUGUUUUGAUGUUGCUCCAUUUGGACACUUUAUUUUGGA